Molecule: messenger RNA, 1107 nt
Organism: Protopolystoma xenopodis
Lineage: Eukaryota; Metazoa; Platyhelminthes; Monogenea; Polystomatidea; Polystomatidae
Source: the annotation of a GenBank genome assembly
UAUUCCCCACCAUCACCUCAAGCUUCAUUUCGCCAGUCCAACUACAACCAUUAUUCUGCCUACCAUAACCAAAACUUUCCAUCCCAGACAUUUUCCUCUUCAGACUCCCGUGACAUUGACCAACAAGGUUCCUCUGCCAACUUGGUCACAGGUUUGCUCGGUACUCUCUCUUCUGCUUGUAACAGUCCCACUUCAGCCGGUCGAGGUCGCCCGCCUGAUGAAACACCGACAAGGCUCAACCUUAUACCCGGAACAGCAGUUCCACGGCUUGUAGGAACUUCAAGGAUCAUCUCCACAUCAGCCAGUCAGUCCGUAUGUGACGGUUCAGCCGACUUGGCCUUGGAGCGCAGCAAGAUGCCUUAUCUACCUACUCACCAACCCCCUACCUCCUCUUCUUCUUUUUCCUCUUCAUCAUUAUCUACUUCAGUCACAUCUCCGGACCAGCAGCUCCAAGAUCAGCAUUAUUUGAGCCAACCACUUCAACAACAGGGACAGCUCUCACAUUAUCAAUCUCGAUCACAUUCGCCACAGUCUCUUCAACAGCACACACGACAUCACCUCCCACAACUUCCAUACCAUUCUCCUACUCAAAUGGGGACUGCUACCAGCCCCUCGAUGAACUCCAAACAACUCCACUGCUCACAUAUUUCACAGUCUCACACUUCUCCUUAUCAGUCUCAAAACCAACAGCAGCAGCAACACCAUCCACAUAUAAAUCUGCAUCAACAGCUCCCGCUCUCUCCAGGACCACAACGCCGGUUUAUUGAUGGUAUCCUACCGGCACAGCAAUCGCGGCUAAUGCGCACCGACUACGAAUCCGGCCAGAGUUCGCCGUCACCUGCAGGCUCGGCCACUCCUGUACCCACACCAAGACGAGAAUCCCUUCUUAUGGGAUCGUGUCAGACCUCAUCGACAGCUAUCACAUGUGCUCUUGGUGGAGUUCAGCAACACCAGUACCAGCAAAAUUCUCUGAAGUCGGACGGGGCCCAAACCAUGGCAUUUGCGAGGCGAGCUCAAGGACCUGGAGGUUCUGAAGAACCCCAGUCGGCUGGUAUGGAGUCAUUGAGUGCUGGAAACAAGACAGUUUCCGAUGUCGAGAUGGAGCAA